Messenger RNA from Paramecium sonneborni, 2869 nucleotides. Lineage: Eukaryota; Ciliophora; Oligohymenophorea; Peniculida; Parameciidae. The record is from the annotation of a GenBank genome assembly.
AUGUCUACUGUCUUAAAAUAAUAAGCCAAAAGAGAAAUCUAAAGAUAAAUUGAUGCUAGAAGAUUAGCUUAAAGUCAACAAAGUAAUCAUCCUUAUUUGAACAACUUUAAAAAUAGAAAAGGAGUUUAAUCUCCUAAAUAUGUUGGAUUUGUCAGUAAUUAUAAUUCACUGGAUACCUUUAGAAAAGAAUUAGUCUAUGGAUAAUAUUCAUUUUCUAAUGAUAUAACUAAUAAGAAACAAUUAGUAGAUGAAGUCUUUUCUAAAACUAAUACUAAUGUAAAAAGAGAAUUGUUUGAUAUUAUAUAAUAGUAAUUUGAAACUGAAUUAUAUUAAAUGAAUACUAAAUUAAAUUUGUAGCAUUUAGUUGAUAAAUAUAAUAGUUAUUAAUAGAUUAUGUAAAAAUUUAUGAAGAAUGUUAUUAAUAAUAUUGAAGAAUAUAAAUCUAAAACUGAACUUGCUGAACAGUUAGUCAAAGAAAAAGAAAUCUAAAUCAAUGACUUAACUGUGAAAUUUGAAGAAUUAUAAUCAAUGUUUAAUAAAUCUUCUCAUACAGAUAGACCUAUUAAAUCAAAGAAAGGCGACUCCAAAAAAUAAAGUGAAUUGUAUAUGGAGAAUUUCAGGUUGAAAAAUGAAAUUGAAAAAAUACAAGAAAGAUUGUAAACACUUGAAAAAUUAUCUGAUGUUUAAAAACUAUAAUUAGAUGUUGUUAAUAUUAAAUAAAAUGCAUAACUUAAAAUGAAUGAAUUACUUAAAGAAAAUGAAAUUAAAGAAAAAUAACUUUAAAAACUUAAUUUGCAUUAUUAGAAUAUUAAAUCAUAAUAUACAAAAUUAGAAAAUGAAUCUAAAGCGUAUUAAACUGUUUUUGAAGCAAAUAAAUAUUAAUUAGAUAAAUUAAUCUUAGACAAUGAAAAACAUACUAAUUUAAUGAAUAAAUAUAGAGAAAUUGCAAAUAUGUAAAGAGAAGACUUUGAAUAAAGACUAUUUUAUUACAAAGAAGAAUUGGCAAUUGCUGCUAAAGCAAGAGAAAAAUUAUCUUAAUUAUAAAAUAAAUUAGAUAGAUUUCAAAUAGAAAAAUCAAAAGAGGUUGAACCUUAACCAAAUUAAUAACAUGAAAAAGAGAAAACUGGAUUGGAAAAAUUUGCAAGUUUAUUCUCAAAUGAUAAGACUUUCUUUAGAUUGACUCAUUAAUCAUUACUCUAAGAUAAAGGAAGGAUUGUAUCAAGAACUGGACAUAGUAUAAUUUAGAUGGAAUCUCAUUUUAAUUCUUAAGAUAUUUAAUUAGAUAAAUUCACUAUUGGGUUCUCACCAUUUGUAAUUUUUAUUGAGCAUCAUAAAAAAACCUUAGAAAGUGAAUUUGCAGGUUUAUAAUAUAAAAGGCCAAGUUUAUAAUUAUUAGUGAUAAUGAGACAUAUUUUAGAUGCAAAAUGGAAUGAAAUAUAAAUGAAUUAAUAAUAGUCAAGAUUUCCAGAAUUUGUUUAUUCUUGGUUAAUGAAUUUUAAAAUUGAUUACAAUCAUAAAUGUAUAAAAAAGAUAGAAUUUGAUAAUUAAAGAGUAGAUGAUUAAAUAGUUAAAUUUAUAGUAGAUUUUUCUAAUCCUGUAUUAGAGAAGAAUUGGGAAUGCGUAACAUUUUAAGAAUUUUUGAAUGAUUUUUCAUCUCAUGAUGAAAUUUACUUUUUUUUAUAUGCAAGAAAUCUUUUAUUUAGAGGUCCUUAAUGUUAAAAUCAUUAAGCUUUUUAUGAACCUCAUCAUUAUAUUCCAUUAUUAUAAGCUGAUUUUAUUGUUACUCAUUUGUUUUCUCAAUAUGAAGUAUCAACAAUUUAAUAAGUUAAAAGAGUACUAAAAGAAAGAGCAGUAAGGAAAAUAUAGAAUAAAAAUGUAUUUAUAAUUGAAGCUGCUUUUGUUUUAAGAAUUUUGUUAGAAUUUUAUAGAGUAGAGAGAAGAAAUAGAUAUAAAAUGUUUAAAAUUGCAUUUGGUAGUAGGGCAACUAAUAUAAGUUUUAAAUAAUUUAAGAUUGUUCUUAUUAGUAAUUAUCCUAAAAUAACAGAUUUGGAGUUAGCUACACUUUAUAGAGAAGCAUAUUCUUUUACAGGAACUGGAGUUUCUAUUGAUUCUUUUUAUACUAUUGCUAGUGAAAAUGGAUUUUUUACUAAAAAUUUAAAAAUAUAAAAUCUCACUUAAUUGCCUCAUUUUAUAAAUGAAUAAUUUGCAUUUGAUCCAUCUCAAUAAUAAUUUAUACUUGUAACUGAGGCUUAUAAAAGAGUAUUAUUUAUUAUAUUAAUUAGUUUAUUAAUUAAUAAAAACCAGUGAAAGAACUUUUAGUUGAAAUUGGACUAGAAACAUUGUUUAAUGAAUUUGAAGAGUUUGAAAAUUUUAUUGAAACUAAAUUUUCAUCUCUUUAAAGUAGUUAACUGAGCUUUGUUUAAAUGACUGAUAAAUAUAUGUGUGUUAUCAGAAACAUUAAUCAUCUACUCAAUAGUAGAUUAUAUUUAUAAGACAUGUAUGAAUCUUAAUUUAUUAUAGAAUUCCUUAAGGAUCUACAUUUUAGAAAUUACAUGAUGAAAAAUAAAAAUAACAGUUAUAAUAAAAUAAGGAUGCUGUAAUUAUUAGUUCAGAGAAUUUUAAUAGAUAAUAUAUUAAAAAAGAUGAUUUUACUCAUGAAGUUGAAUUAAUCAAAAAUUAAUUAGAUUGUUUAUAACAUUUAGCUAAUUAUUUUGAUUCAAAAGAUUUAAUGAGAAAGAAAAUAGAGAUGGGUUAACAAAUUUCAGCCAAAAAAAUAUAGAAAUUUGUUAGAAAAAAGAUGAAUAAAUUUUAUAGUUUCAUUAGUUCAUUGUUAAAUGCAAAAUUUAAAUCGAAUAUCAAAAUUAAAUGA